UAAAAAGGCAAAAGCUUCCUCUUCAGAUUCUCGAGCUCUCCAGGACAAGUCUUGUUGUUUGUGUCUUUGAUAUCAAUCUGUCUGUUUUCGUAAGAAGAUGAAGAGAAUAUUCGGUGCGAAGAAUAACAAAGAGCCUCCUCCUUCCAUCCAGGAUGCCUCGGAUCGGAUCAAUAAAAGAGGAGAAUCUGUAGAAGAUAAGGUUAAGAGACUUGACGCUGAGCUCUGCAAAUACAAAGACCAGAUCAAAAGAACCAGACCUGGUCCUGCUCAGGAAGCUAUCAAAGCUCGUGCUAUGCGUGUUCUCAAGCAAAAGAAAAUGUAUGAAGGACAACGUGACAUGCUUUACAAUCAGACUUUCAACCUUGAUCAAGUUUCUUUUGCUGCUGAAGGCCUCAAAGAUGCUCAACAAACUAUGACAGCGUUGAAAUCUGCUAACAAAGAGUUGAAAGGAAUGAUGAAAACCGUCAAGAUUCAAGAUAUUGAUAAUUUACAAGAUGAGAUGAUGGACUUAAUGGAUGUGAGUUCCGAAAUUCAAGAGACACUUGGUAGGAGCUACAAUGUUCCUGAUGACAUUGACGAAGAUGACCUCAUGGGCGAGCUUGAUGCACUUGAAGCUGACAUGGGAAACGAGACUGAAACAGACGGUGUCCCUUCCUAUCUCCAACCCGAUACAGAACCGGACCUUGAUGAAGGACUAGACUUGCCUCCACCACCAACGGGGAGAACACAAACAACAGGAACUCAACCUGGACGAGCUCAGGCUGAGGAUGAAUGGGGAUUACCUGCUGUACCACGUGCAUCACUUCGUGGAUAAACCCACACCUUUUGUUUGUGUGCAUUCACAAAUUUCAUCUCCAAGCUAUUUCACCAGUCAAAACUACAAAGAUUUUUAUAAUUUCCGUUCUCAAUGUAAUCAUACAUUUUGUGCAUACACAUUGGAUCUAGAUUCUUCAGAUUGAUAGCUUCUAAAGUCAAAUAGACUGAGUCUUCCAUGGCAAAUGGGGUAAGAUUAUACUACUACAACAUUAGAAUCCCAACCACAAAGUAGGAUACAUUUUUAUACAAAC
Molecule: messenger RNA, 1067 nt
Organism: Eruca vesicaria subsp. sativa (arugula)
Lineage: Eukaryota; Viridiplantae; Streptophyta; Magnoliopsida; Brassicales; Brassicaceae
Source: the annotation of a GenBank genome assembly